AUGAGCAAACAUCUAGAGGGUGAAAUUCUCUCACCCUCAACAAGAACAUUUUCAUCAUCACGUGAUGAUGAACUUGAAACUUUUCAUCAACUGCAGCAACGAAUUCUUCAUCAUCAUCAUGAGGGGAAGAAUAUUUCAUCAUCAUCGGCACCUUCGGAUCAUGAAAUUAAAAUCAAAUUGAAUACACGAGAUGGAGGAAAUGAGGAUGAUGCAGAUGAUGCACAAAUUAAAUACUUGAUACCUCCUAAUGAAUUAAACAUGCAAGGAUCCGAAUUAUUUAUGAAGGCUUCACCCAUGUUGGAGGCAAUUAGAAUGAAGUUUAGACAAGGAAGGGCUGGGGGAAGAAAAAGAUAUUGUCUCAUGCCCUAUGAUUUGGAUUUGACAAUGAUUACAUCACGAAUUAUUGCAACUUCACUUCCCACUUUGAAUUGGUUUGUUGGAUAUUUUAGAAAUGAUGCUAGUGUUUUGGCAAAGUUUUUGGAGGAAAUGUAUGGAAAGGAUCAUUAUAUGAUUUAUAACUUGUCAGAAUUCCGAUAUGAGAAACAAGUUUUUGAUGGAAAGGUUGUUGAUUUGAAUUUUCCUGAUCACUAUAAUCCACCAUUGGACUUGUUAAUGAUGGGUUGCAAGAGUAUUCAAGAUUGGCUUGCAAGAGAUGAGAAAAAUGUUGCAUUAAUUCAUUGUGCUGGUGGAAAGGGAAGAACAGGAACAUUUAUUACUGCCUACUUUUUAUAUUGUUCACUUUUCCGUGAUGCAAUGGAUGCACUCAUGUAUUUUGCUCUGAUGAGAAUGGAAAAACCUGUCAACCCAUUCUCAGUUUGUCAGAAUGGUGGUAUUAAUUCUCCAUCUCAAAUCAGAUACAUUACCUACAUUCAACAUUUGCUGGAAAAUAAGUUUGGAUCCAAAUCUCAACGACACACUACCACUAACCCUCAAUCUUACUUGUACAAUAAUACGAUAUUCGAGAAGGAUAACCUAUUCUUGAAAAAUCAUUGUAACAUUCCUGUAAAACAAUGUGUUAAAUUGGAAAAAAUUGUAAUAAGAGAAGCUAGUCAACAAAUUGUUGACCAUGUAAAAGCCAAUACAUUCUUGUGUGAAAUUUGUGAAUUGAGAAUACACAAGUUUGAAGAGACUCAUAGCCCAAUUAGAAAUACUCUAGAUAUUGAAGAUUAUGAAGUUAGAAAGGAGAUUUUACUAACUUUUGGUAAUGAAUUUUGUGAAAUUAAUGGUAAUUUAUUGAAAUUCAAUUUACCGAAAUCGGUAGCACUCUCUGGUGAUGUCAUUAUCAUUAUGAGAAUGAAGAAUCAUAUCAAAAUGAAAGAGUUUGCUAGAAUUGGUUUCCACACUGCAUUCCUCAUUAAUAAUAGACUCUCCCUUACCAAGCCUGAAAUUGAUGGUGUUCACAGAAGAGAGACAGUUGGCUCAGAUUUUGGAAUGGAUUUUUACUUUGAACAUUCCAAUAAUGAAACAAUUCAAUCCACUACCACUGAAUACUCUCUCAAUAAUCUCUACCAGUUACCAGAGCAACCUGCCACGCUCAGUCCUCAUCACGUAUUUUUAUACGAUACUGACUUCCACUUCCCUUAUCAUUCCUAUCUCAAAACUCAGAGUGUUGAGAAAAUAGAAACAACAACUAUGGAAACUCUCUCCCCAUCAGUCAUCCACUCUCAACAAGUUGUUCACAUCAGACCAAUGAAAUUCAAAGUCAAAUUGGCACCAACCUUACACGAAAUGGAUCAUGCCAAAGAUCUUUUUUUAAGUGGUCUUUGA
Molecule: messenger RNA, 1767 nt
Organism: Naegleria gruberi
Lineage: Eukaryota; Heterolobosea; Eutetramitea; Acrasida; Naegleriidae
Exons: 3
Coding region: 1-1767 (588 amino acids)
Biological process (GO): dephosphorylation
Cellular component (GO): cytosol
Molecular function (GO): phosphatidylinositol-3,4,5-trisphosphate 3-phosphatase activity
Source: RefSeq, a predicted model, not a curated record